This is a messenger RNA of Pochonia chlamydosporia 170, 2379 nucleotides long. RefSeq lists its product as hypothetical. Lineage: Eukaryota; Fungi; Ascomycota; Sordariomycetes; Hypocreales; Clavicipitaceae. The transcript has a single exon. Bases 1 to 2379 code for a protein of 792 amino acids. The record is from RefSeq and is a predicted model, not a curated record.
AUGGACCACCUUCCAUUUCCCAGCAACGCUAAUGUUCCACCUCUUGAGGUACCUUUUAUCUGUGAAGAUAUUCUCACAUAUGAUCAAAAUCAAAUUGGCCAUUUCAACGACAUUCCAACACUCGCUGAUUGCUUCCAAGACUCGACAGCAGCCGUCAAGUACUGGCAGGAAUGCAAUCCUCAGCGUGUCGCCGGCAAAGCUCAAGCACGGAUAUAUUUUGGCUUGCUAAUUGGCGUUCUGGGCUGUCGGUUCGUCCUGGAUGACUUCAUCUGCAUUUCCAACGUAUCUAACGAGCCAAUAAUUACACUCGCAAAGCUACAGGAUAGGCUUCAAUCAGUCAGGCAAACUCUUCCCAUAAAAGCUCUCAAAGUGUUAGCGGCCACGGCAACGUCCCAGGCUCGUAUGAUACGUGGGAAAUCACCCUUGGCAGAGAAAGUCGCACUGAGUAUUGAUAUAUUGGCUUGGUCGAUGGAGGUUAUCAGAGACCCACAAUGUGCUCCUGAAAGUCGGAUUGGCGGCUAUGUGAAAGAUGGGAUACUAGAGAAACGAAUGUUAGCCGCCGGGUGGUGUCGGUACUGGACCAAGGUGUUUCACGCCACGUACCCAGCAGCCUUGACAUACUACUUGGCUAGCGUGUCUGUGGAUUUCCAUUCUGGACACAAAACAUGCUCUGAGUUAGAUUGUAAAGGCAAUAACGUCAACAUGGAACGAGGGAGAUACAUCUCCCAGCACACGACUCUUGAUUGUCGGUGCGCAUGCAAGGGGCCGAAUUCUAAGUACAUAGAGCAGAUCAUUCAAGGGGGUGGUGUGCCUUUGAUCAAACUUUCCAAGACAACACAAGGGGAUGUUAACGUUAGUGUUGUUGAACUUGGAUAUGGAAAACCUUUUAUUGCUAUUUCGCAUGUUUGGUCAGGCGGUCUUGGAAAUCCAAAGGAAAAUACAGUACCAAGCUGUCAACUCAAAUUCAUCUAUAACGCGGCAAGGAGAUGUCAAAAUAAAGAAUAUGGUAAAGGGAUGUUCCAGAGAUCCCAUGACGCAAACACUAAUUGGACAAAGUCUAAAUUAUAUCAAGUCCUCAACUGGCUACUCGGCGAUUCCCAGAUCUCAAACCUCGAUCAAGGGCCGCUUGAAUGGUACCUUCGGCUUGUGGAUUCGUUGGCACUUUCAGGAGCGAACGAAGACUCAAAUGAUUUGUAUAUCUGGUUCGAUACCUUGUGUAUCCCCGUCGCAAGGGACACAGGAAAAGUCAAAGCGCCGGAUGAGGAGAAGGCCGAGCAUGAGUUGAAAAUGAAGGCAAUUAACAAGAUGGCAUUUGUUUAUGCCUCUGCGAUGCACGUAUUAGUCAUCGACCAUACAGCUCGAGAUAUACUUUAUCGCAAAGCAGGAGACCUAGAACUUGCCGCCAUACUGCUGACCUCUCCGUGGAUGUCAAGGUGCUGGACGUUCCAGGAAGCAUCACUAGCGCGGCAGUUCUCUUUCAUUUUGGCUGACGAAAUAAUCAACCCAAGGAAAUGGAUCUCAGAUAUUCCGGCAGAUAGGUGCUCAUCCAUGUUCGAGAGAAUCCUCAAGUAUCAAUGCCUCACAUAUGUCAACUCAAUGCCAGACAUCAUGAACCAAAGUAUUGAAAGAAAAGAACAGCAACGGAGCCCUCUGGUCGCAGUGUGGAAUGCCUUAUCAUCCAGAAACACCUCACAACGAGAGGAUUUGCACGGACUUCUCGGCAUCAUGCUCAAUUUGAGCGCCUUCGAAAUUUUGCAGAUGGACAAAGGGCAGAGGAUGUUGGGAAUCCUUCGAGCGCAAGAGAAAGUCCCACUAUCAAUGAUAUUCCUGCCUUACCCAGAUGAUGCACCACUCAUCAAGGGUUGCGAAUGGCUUCCUAGUUACCCAUCUGGAGCCAUAUCGGAGCAAUUCGGCUAUAUGACUUGGAAUACUGAGUCAGAGGGCUUGGAUUUUGUCCCGUCAGACACAGCAUCAGUCCUCUUCCUGAUUGAGCUAAAUGACGGUCUCGAUAAAAAUGAAUUCCUCGUCACAGUGCCACAUUCAGACUCGGUCGUGAUCCAAGUGAAACUGCUUCUACCCGAGAAGAGAGAUCUGAGCAACUACAAAUCUGCGACUCUCAGCAUCUUUCUGCAUGGAUAUCAUGGCCUUACACCUGCAAAUAAUUCCCAAGGAGUUGGCGCGUGUUUUGUCUUGAAUAGUGGCGAGGCUUUAAAACGACAGCAACUAUGUCUGACGUUCAUCUGUCCACUAGAAUAUAUCUUCUGGAAUGGAAGCUCAAAAAGUGGUCCAGCUAUCGAUGAAUCGGAACUUGAGUUAUCAUUCUCUGCAAAGCAAGCUGAGUCAGGGGCAAAGUGCUUCUUGAAUUGCGGUCAGAGCUAA